This is a messenger RNA of Macrosiphum euphorbiae (potato aphid), 219 nucleotides long. The record is from the annotation of a GenBank genome assembly. Lineage: Eukaryota; Metazoa; Arthropoda; Insecta; Hemiptera; Aphididae.
AUGGCCAUUCCUGUGUCUUCAGCUAGUGCAGAACGCAGUUUUUCCACCAUGCGCCGUGUUGAGACAUAUUUAAGAUCGACUAUGAAGAGUUCACGAUUAAGUAGCCUUACACUUUUAUCAAUUGAUUUUGAAAACUCAGAUAAAUUAUUAAAAGAUCCAACUGCUGUCCUUGAAGUGUUUGCAAGCAUGAAAAACAGAAGAAUACAAUUUCAAAUUUAG